Molecule: messenger RNA, 1511 nt
Organism: Ceutorhynchus assimilis (cabbage seed weevil)
Lineage: Eukaryota; Metazoa; Arthropoda; Insecta; Coleoptera; Curculionidae
Source: the annotation of a GenBank genome assembly
GGGUUGUGAAUUUCCACUUGACCACUAGUUGAUUUCAGAAAAAAACCUGGAAAAAAACGUAAUAUUAAACAAGGUGAUUUAAAGAGUUUUAGCGACAUCGGAAUCAGCAGCAGAGUUCAGGAUGAACAGUGAUAAAUUGAAGAAAAUGCAGUCGCAAGUCAGAAUUGGCGGCAAAGGUACCCCAAGAAGGAAGAAGAAGGUUGUCCAUUCCACCCAAGCCAAAAAUGAGAAGAAAUUGCAAUCAUGUUUGAAAAAACUGCCACUGCCAGUAAAUACCAUUACUAACGUUGAGGAGGUCAAUAUGAUAAAGGAUGAUGGGUCUGUCAUUCACUUCAACAAUCCUCACACUCAAGCCUCAUUGGUGUCUAACACUUUCAUCAUCAAUGGGUAUUGCGAGAACAAACAAAUCACCGAAAUGCUUCCCAGUAUCUUGAGACAGUUGAGCCUUGAUCAUAGAUCUCAGCUGAAAGUUUCGGCAAGCUCAGCUGCUACUGCAACAGAUGACGAUGAAGAAGAUGUCACCGAUUUAGUGGAUAACUUCGAGAUAGCCUGCAAGGCUGAAGUUGCCAAGCCAGAGGAACCUAAAGCUGAUGAGACGCUAAAAGAAAGUGCUGCUGGGAAGCAAGAAAAAAUUGCUAGAAAUGAAGAUGAAAGUGCUGAAAAGCCAAUGAGAAGACGAAUGUUGAGAGCCAGAAGAAAGCGUUGAAUAGUCCGAGGAAAGUGCUGAGAAGCAAAAAGGAAGUACUUAGGUUAGGUUAUAAUCACUUAUAUUUAAUGUUUUUCAUAGUUCAAUCUUUUUGUGGUAAUCUCAUUGGUUGUAGUUUGGUAUUAAAAUUGAAAUCUUCAAGAAAGUAGGUACAUAACAUUUUUUUUUUUACUUUCCAAACAUGUUCGCUAAUUUUCUUUAUUUCUUUAGAAAAAAUAAAUAUUUUCAUAUUGAGUGCAGUUUUUUUUUUUAAUUGGAACAAAGUAUCAAAAAGUAUUUUCCUCAGUGAAUUUUUUCCUAGACCUUUUGUCUCGUCCUCUGGAUUUGCUACGUCACUUGUAGAUCAAUUCUUUCUGGAUGUUUCCUUUCGUCUUCUAAUCUUGAUCGUUGGGUCUGCACGAAAUAAACCGUACCUGUUAUAACAAUCUUACUGCUAACUCACACCAAUGAUGCCUCAAAAUCUUUGCAUAUUCUUUAGUUCUACGUUAGAAUUUCAGUUUGGUUUGCAUUCUUAAUUUAACAAUAAGUAUUAUUAGAAAUUUUUGAGUUUUACAAAUAUGACUUACAAUAAAAUGAAAAUCGUAUUUUCUGUAGGUAUAAUUUUUGAUCUGAGGUACGCAUAUUCUUUAGUUCUACGUUGGAAUUUCAGUUUAGGUUGCGUUCUUAAUUUAGCAAUAAGUCUAAUUAGAAAUUUUUGAGUGUACAAAUAUGACUUACAAUAAAAUGUAAAUAAUAUUUUCUGUAGGUAUAAUUUUUCAUUGGAGGUAUGCAUAUUCUUAAGUUCUUCAUUAGAAUUUCAGUUUGG